UCAUCUUCUGCUUUCCACAACACCAGCACCCUUAAGCUCUAGCGGGCUCUGUGCCAGCUCUUUCACACUGCCAUGGCCUCGCCGCCUUCGCAGCCAUCGCCGGUUUCGCAGCCCACGCCCUUGCAGUCUCCCAUCAGUCCAGAACUCCCUCUCCAUCAUCCAACCCCCGACCUACAAUCCCUGCAAGGCGCAUACAUCAGCAACAUAGAACGGCUGGAGGACCGGGCGGAACGCAUGAGCGAAGCUGGCUCAGAUCUAGGAGAAGAGAUCAGGAAGUUACAGUUGGGACAAAAGCUAGCGGAAAGUCGUCGCUCUUCACUUCGUUCCGCAGAGCGCUCAGAAGAUGCAACCAAGUUGGUUUCAGGUCGAAGCCGCAAUGCCUCGGUCAGCUCCUAUGCCAACUCAAUCGUCGAUGUCAAUACCGCGGCUCGGUGGGGUGGAUACUCUCCCGGAGGAUAUGUGACCUCACCUGGAGGCUCCGUUGUCUCCUCCGCUCCUCUGCCUACGACUUCCCACCCACCACUUCAGCGACAACGCUCUGAAUCUCGUGCAUCCCGGCUGGGUCAAAUGGUCCAUAUGGACCAACACGAAGAGGAACCGCACUCACCAGUGGAAGGACCUGCAUCACCGCGCUCAUACAUCUCAGCCCCUCGAUCCGUUGCGCAGAGCCAUGGUUCGCUCUCCUCCUUCACUCAAAAGUAUGAUCAGAUCGCGCAGGAGAUACGUAAAGAGAUGGAUGAAGGCUUUUCCACGGAGGCACACGGAGAAGGGCAGAAAGAUCCUUCGUAUUUCCCGCAUAUCAUACCUGAUCCGGAGCUGCCCGAUAGACCACCUACAGCAGCUUCCACAGAUACCUACCAGCAAGCCCGAGGUUUAUGGCAGGAUUUUGAUGGUGCUCAUUGUCCGGAUACCGUGCCAGAGGAAGAUCCGUCACAAUUAAGUCCGAACGGCAGUAGAAAUUCAUCGCUCCCCAAACCGGCCCCGCAGCCUUUAUUGCAGCCCCCUCCCCCUCCAGAGGACGGCAUGGUUUUCUAUCCUGCACCUGUUCCGCAAACAUUAAACUUGCCCAAGCGAUUGUCGAGGCUCCCGCCCGCUAAUAUCCAAGCAAAGCGCCGAACGCAGCUCCUGGAAGCGAUGCAGACGGAGAACAGAAAGUCCGCUCACUUGUCUAAUACUGGGAUUGAGUCGACAUUACCUAAUAGGAAAAGCAGGCAAAGUUUGGCCAAUAUUCCCCCUCAGCUACGUGCAAGCGCAUUUUUUGACCGUGUCGCACCUAUUCAAGAGUUCGAAGUAAAGGGCGAAUCAGCUGAACAGACUCUGGAUAGCAUCCUGGAAGCCUCUACACAUGCGCCCGUUUCCGCCUUCACCGAUCACCCCAUCGUCGGUGACGUAGGGAAAGAGGUAUACGCUCCAGAGCGGAAGGCCAAAAGAGUUUCGAAGGCUGUGGAAGUCGAUAAGUCCGAUGCCAGGAAGAGCCGAAGCUCGCUCAAUCUCCUUGAUACUCGUCGUAAUUCCAGCGGGGAUCCUUUGAACAAGUUGAAGAAGCGCAAUAGUUCAGCAGAUCUCCACAUGCUUACUGUACGAGCCAGUGAAAGCCGGAUGAGUUUGGCUGACGAAUUGGACGACCCAAGGAGUGAUGCUCGCGGUCCGGAACCAGGGGAUGACACCAACCCCACCGGGCGCUUUUUGAAUGGCGACGAUGGUGGUCAAUCCGACCGGGACGUCGAUGAAACCAGUAAUGGAGAAGAUGAAGAACCCCACUACUUUGGGCCUCCUACUACGCUAUUAGCAGAACUUCAGAUGCGGAAAGAGCAGCAGAAGAGCCGCAAUCUCACCGCUGUGAAACUGUCUAAUGGCCUCCGCUCCACUCUGCUGGAGUUGGACGCUGUCCGUGAGAUUGAGAAGAAGAAGCGAAUGACGCAAAAGGUUCAUCUGGCAUGGGAAGCUCCCUCCCAGCUUGGCGCGGACGAAGAGGAUUCGGACGAAGAUGUUCCCCUUGGAGUUCUAUAUCCAGGCCGAGGAGAACUACAGAAUAAGAAGCUCAGGGCGAGUCAACACGUCUCGGAUUGGGACAGGCCCCUAGGGCUUCUUGCACAGAGGGAACUAGAGGACACCGAACCUCUUAGUAAACGUCGUACCCGACUUAUUAUUUCAGACCCGAGCAAGAGAAGGACACAAAUGCCUGAGAUAUCGCAAAGCCAGCAAUAUUUAGCUGUUCCCACUCGAGGCGAUCUGCAGCCGGAAUCGGAGGAAGAUGAAGAAGAGACCCUGGCACAACGACUUCGUCGACUCAAACAGCGUCAAGCGCUUGAUGAUGCCCUUGACCCAGGCGUCCGCAAGAGCACCGUCAGUGGAGAAUUUGCUGCCGAGAUGCUGAGUACUUUGGGCGUUCAGGACAGCGAAAAGCCCAAACCAUCGCCCUCUCCUGACGACGAAGGAGAAGAAGAGACGUUGGGGCAACGCCGUGCCCGUUUACAAGCCGAGGCACUUGCGCGAGGUGAGACUAAUCCUCUAAGCGGCCGACCUCCUCUUCGAGGUUCCAUGAGCCUUGGAAAUAUUUUGGCAGCGCAUCCGGUCGAUGACAGUAUUACGCCUCGGAAGACAUCCGACGAGGUGCUCAUGUCGUCUCUUGCACCCGGCAGCCUGCUCCAUCAAGAUGCUGCAAGACGAUCGCGCAAAGACGCCGAACGCAUUGAGCGGAACAAUCGCAUCUCGAGCUACGGCACUAUCGACCAUCCCCUCGUCAGUGACGCGACCAAGGCAGUACCUGAACAGACGAUUGCUGCCAACAUUCAGGCCUAUAAAGACAAGCUUACUGGCGUUAACUCUAAACCGCCGGGGUCCCGCGGGACGAUUCCUUCGAUGGUGUUCAGCCCGACGAUGCCAAAUCCAAACCUGCCGGGCAUGGGCAUGGGCAUGGGCAUGGGCAUGGCACCGCCAUAUGCUACUGGAGGAAUGGGCAUACGUCCCGUCAGCGGCUUCGUGUACCCUGGGAACGGCAUCUCACCCCUUCAACAGCAGCAAAUGAUGGCCAUGAAUAUGAAUAUGAGCAUGAUGGGGAUGCCCGCUAGCCCGUAUCAGCAAAUGGGAGGCGGUGGUAUGGACUGGAGACAGUCGUCUAUGAUGAAUCUUCCCAUGGCUGCGCCUUCGCCUAUGCAGAUGCAGAUGCAGGCUGCGAUGGAUCAGAAACAGAGGGAUAUGAUUGACCAGUGGAGGAAUGGGGUGAUGUGAAGGGAGGUGUUGGGUCUCUCUCUGGACAUUUUUUAACCUGGAGAGCGAUUCAUUCUGUUUUGUCCGUUUUUUUUUUUUUUUUUU
Westerdykella ornata is the source of this 3315-nucleotide messenger RNA. RefSeq lists its product as uncharacterized. The coding region runs from base 73 to 3231 and encodes 1052 amino acids. NCBI's taxonomy places the organism in Eukaryota, Fungi, Ascomycota, Dothideomycetes, Pleosporales, Sporormiaceae. The transcript has a single exon. The record is from RefSeq and is a predicted model, not a curated record.